Messenger RNA from Calypte anna (Anna's hummingbird), 1833 nucleotides. It is a transcript of the gene SARS1, whose product is annotated as seryl-tRNA synthetase 1. Gene Ontology annotation, cellular component: cytosol. The transcript is spliced from 11 exons. Gene Ontology annotation, molecular function: tRNA binding; ATP binding; serine-tRNA ligase activity. Bases 16 to 1563 code for a protein of 515 amino acids. The record is from RefSeq and is a predicted model, not a curated record. Gene Ontology annotation, biological process: seryl-tRNA aminoacylation. NCBI's taxonomy places the organism in Eukaryota, Metazoa, Chordata, Aves, Apodiformes, Trochilidae.
AUCGGAGCCGCCAUCAUGGUGCUGGACCUGGACCUGUUCCGUGCCGACAAGGGCGGAGACCCCGCCAUGGUGCGGGACAUGCAGAGAAAACGCUUCAAGGACCCCGCGCUGGUGGACGCGCUGGUGCGGGCAGACGGAGCCUGGCGGAGGUGCAGGUUUCGUGCUGAUAACCUGAACAAGCUGAAGAAUCUGUGCAGCAAAACCAUCGGGGAGAAGAUGAAGAAAAAAGAGCCAGUGGGGACGGACGAGUCCAUACCGGAGAGUGCGCAGAACCUCGACGAGCUCACAGCUGACGUGCUGGGGACCCUGCAGGUUUCCCAGAUCAAGCAGCUCCGGCUGCGGAUCGACGAGGCCGUCCUGGAGUGCGACGCCGAGCGCCUGCGGCUGGAGGCAGAACGGUUCGAGAGCCUGAGGGAGAUUGGGAACCUCCUGCACCCCUCUGUCCCCAUCAGCAAUGAUGAGGAUGCAGACAACAAAGUGGAGAGAAUCUGGGGUGACUGCAGCUGCCGGAAGAAAUAUUCCCACGUGGAUCUGGUGGUGAUGGUGGAUGGCUACGAGGGGGAGAAAGGGGCUGUGGUGGCUGGCAGCAGGGGCUACUUCUUGAAGGGUCCCCUGGUGUUCCUGGAGCAGGCCCUGAUCCAGUUUGCCCUGCAGAGCCUCCGUGCCAAGGGCUACACCCCGGUGUACACCCCCUUCUUCAUGCGGAAGGAGGUGAUGCAGGAGGUGGCCCAGCUCAGCCAGUUUGAUGAGGAGCUCUACAAGGUGAUUGGCAAGGGCAGCGAGAAGGCCGAGGACAGCUCCAUCGACGAGAAGUACCUGAUUGCCACCUCGGAGCAGCCCAUCGCUGCCCUGCACCGCGACGAGUGGCUGAAACCCGAGCAGCUCCCCCUGAAGUACGCGGGGCUGUCCACGUGCUUCCGGCAGGAGGUGGGGUCCCACGGCAGGGACACGCGGGGGAUCUUCCGUGUCCACCAGUUUGAGAAGAUUGAGCAGUUUGUCUACGCCUCCCCCCAUGACAACAAAUCCUGGGAGAUGUUUGAGGAGAUGAUGGCCACGGCCGAGGAGUUCUACCAGGCUCUGGGCAUCCCCUACCACAUCGUCAACAUCGUCUCAGGCUCCCUCAACCAUGCUGCCAGUAAGAAGCUGGACCUGGAGGCCUGGUUCCCUGGCUCCGGUGCUUUCCGUGAGCUCGUCUCCUGCUCCAACUGCACCGACUACCAAGCCCGGCGCCUGCGCAUCCGCUAUGGCCAGACCAAGAAGAUGAUGGACAAGGUGGAGUUUGUCCACAUGCUCAAUGCCACCAUGUGUGCCACCACGCGCACCAUCUGCGCCAUCCUGGAGAACUACCAAACCGAGGAGGGGGUGCAGGUCCCCGAGAAGCUCCGAGACUUCAUGCCCCCAGACCUACGGGAGCUGAUCCGGUUCGUCCGCCCGGCGCCCAUCGAGCAGGAGCUCUCCAAGAAGCAGAAGAAGCAGCAGGAGGGGGGCAAGAAGAAAACGGGGGGGGGCAACCAGCGGGUGCUGGAGGAGCAGAUGCAGAACAUGGGGGUCAACAGCGCAUGAGUUCUGUCUGUCUGUCUGUCUGUCCUCCCCCCAUCCCCCAGGAUCCUCCUGUCUUCAUCGCUGGGACUGUGCCCAUCAUCAUCGCUUCAGGGCCUGGCUGGGGGGCUCACCCUGGACACCCCCCCCGCCUCCCACCACACCCCAGGACAAAGGACUGAUACUAUAGGGGCUCCACCCCCACCCGUGGACCCCCCACGCUAGGGGUCCUCCCGUGCCCCUUCCCUGGGGAGGGAAAUGUCUCUGCCUCCAUCCAAUAAAGCUGAGAGCUGC